Molecule: messenger RNA, 3787 nt
Organism: Peromyscus maniculatus bairdii (prairie deer mouse)
Lineage: Eukaryota; Metazoa; Chordata; Mammalia; Rodentia; Cricetidae
Source: RefSeq, a predicted model, not a curated record
GAACAUGCUUCAUGGGAAGCCCUUAGUGUUCUUGUGACAUCUCUGACAUUUCCUCUGCUCUCUGGCUUGCCCUGGGAACAGCAACUGCUUUCUGAUGGAGCUGGUGCCCCAGGGAAGUGGGUGGAGGCAUUUCUUUAAGCAGAGGGUGUCCUGGCCAGAAGCUAGCUUGAUGCAGACACUGGCUGGGCUGCAGGACAAAGGGCCAGAGUCUCUCACCUGGGGACCCAGUUUGCAGGCAGGAACAUGAGCCGCCUAGACACGAGUAGCAGCUGCUCGUUCGAUGCCGUGGAUAAGCUGAUGAGUACCUUGCAGCUGGCCGUCCACAUCCCAACCUUCCUCCUUGGCCUGGUCCUCAAUCUAUUGGCCAUCCGAGGCUUCAGCACCUUCCUGAAGAAGCGGCAGCCAGAAUACAUCGCCACUUCCAUCUACAUGAUCAACCUGGCUCUCUUUGACCUGCUGCUUGUGCUCUCACUCCCAUUCAAGAUGGCCCUGCCGCAGGUGGAGUCCCCCUCCUCAGCCUUCUGCACUCUGGUGGAGUGCCUCUACUUCAUCAGCAUGUACGGCAGUGUCUUCACCAUCUGCUUCAUCAGCCUGGACAGGUUCCUAGCCAUCCAGUACCCACUCCUGGUCAGCCACCUCCGGUCCCCCAGGAAAACCUUUGGGAUCUGCUGCAUCCUCUGGGUCCUGGUAUGGAUUGGAAGCAUCCCUAUCUACACUUUCCAUAGGGAGGGGAAAUACAAAUGCUUCCACAACAUGACUGACAGCACCUGGAGUGCCAAGGUCUUCUUCCCCCUGGAGAUCUUUGGUUUCCUCCUUCCCAUGGGCAUCAUGGGCUUUUGUUCCUAUAGGAGCAUUCACAUUCUGCUGGGUCGUCGGGACUACAUCCAGAGAGCCUGCAUCUGGACCAUCGCUACCAAUCUUGUCAUCUUCGUGGUCUCCUUUCUCCCAGUGCACUUGGGUUUUUUCCUGCAGUACCUGGUGAGGAAUGGCUUCAUCUCAGAGUGCAGGGUCAAGCAGAGCAUCAGCCUGUUCCUGCAACUGUCCCUGUGCUUCUCCAACAUCAACUGCUGCCUGGACGUUUUCUGCUAUUACUUCGUCAUCAAAGAAUUCCGCAUGGGCAUCAAGGCCCACCGGCCCUCCACAGUCCAGCUGGUCCACCAGGACACCGUAAGCACCAGGGGUUAAGGGAAGGGACCCCUCUCAAGGGAAGGAAAUCCUGAUCCCAAAUUCUCAUAAGGAACAUCCAGUGCUUCUUUGACACUCGCUAAGUACCAUCUUUGUUCUUUAUACCCCUAAGACUUUUCCACAGCACCUGAACGGCUGACAUAUGUCAUGCUUGUUUGGGGUUUGCUAAAAAACCAGGUGACUUCUUCAUUUCUAAGUCCAAAAUGUGUGAAGCAGAAGAAUCAAAAAAGAAAAUGUCACUUUAAAAAUCUGUUUCUCAGCUUUCCCAUCUUUCUGUUCUGUUGGAAGAGUCUAGAAGGGAAGAGAGAGAUGGAGAAAGGAUUAGGGCAGGGAACCAAGAGCAGUUUGGUGGAGAUAAGGGAUAGGGAGAAAUAUGCCUUCAAGAUGGAUCAAGCUUACCCUUCUUCUCCAGACCCUUCUGAAGCUCUGUUGACAAUAAUCUCACAGAAAUCAUGACAAAGAGGGCUUUUAAGGGCUGAGCAAAUUCCCUUCCGGCCCUAGAAAGGCACAAGAGGCCAUCCAAACCUCCUCAUGCCCCUGAGAAGGAUUAGAUGGAGGGAGGGGGUCCAAUGGGGGCAGAGUGGAAAGGGACUAGAAUUUAUACCCAGGGAAGGAAAGAGACAAGACACAUGGAGCUGGAACUGGACAUCCUACUACCAUCCAGUAGUAGUGCUAUCCCAGAGCUAAGACAGCCUAAAAAUAAUAGCUGUCUUGAAGGUGGCCAGCCUUCUAUCUUGGACAGCCUUGAACUAGUUCAUCAGACCAAUAUGAAGGGGACGAGAAAAGAUUGGUCUUAACUCGGUUCAGCCAUAGCAGCAUGGAGAAGCUGUCCUUAUCGGGUCCUUGUUGGGCAGCUGGCACUGGUGACACCGUCUAGGACGCUGGCCAGGAAUCGGAGGGGAGGAGGGGCUUUCUUCAUUGGGCAGCACAAAGCUUGGAUUGGAAGAGGGUGGUGAGGCGCUCGCCAGUUCCUGGAGGGAAGGAAGCUGUAGACAGCUGAAUCAGUGUUGGAGCCUCAGCGGCUCGGCUCUUCUCCCCUGGCGUGGGGCUCACAGAGACAGCUGAAAGCCUCGCUUGCGAUGACUCAGCUGCUCCAGAGAGUGAAGCGAUAGAAGGAUAAAUUGUGGGGUGUUUCUGCAAGACGGAAGGAGUGGGAUGAGAAGAAACCCAUGAGACUUCACAUGAAUACGACACAGGUCUUCAGGAAGAGAUGCGGGCAGCCGCAGCCCUAACCAACAGAUCCCACAGGAUAAGAGGCUGGGGGAGGGGUGGAGACAUGGGGAGGGGUAGGGGAAGACGGGGAGGUGUGGCUAUAAUCUGGCACCGACCCACAGAUCCCAAGCUGGAAGUGAGCAAGGAUGUAGGAGAAAGGAGGAACAGGAAGGGGAGGAAGAGGAAGGGGGGAGGGAGAGGAGGGAAGGAGGAAGGGAGAUGGGCAGGAAGGUUGAGACAGGGAGGGAUAGGAAAGGGGAGGAGCGAGGGUAGAGGCCCAGCAGCUUCCUCCUGAGAGCCUGUCAUUCCCCUUGGACUGGAGACCAUGGAAGGGCCAGGGUGGCUGUGGCAGUGUUGAGGUGGCACUGUGGAGCCACCUGUGGGCCACUGAAGGGAGACUUAAGGAAGAGAGUUAAGGACCUCCACAGGGGCUGGAGGAGAGAGGUUACCAGAAUCAGAGUCCCACCUCAGGGCUGGGCCUCCAGGAACCUGUCGGUGGAGACAGGGCUGUGCAGACCCAGAAGUGAGGGUCCCAGCCGAGCCAGAGAUACCACGCAUCACACUGAGACAGCCUGACUGUCACCUACAGCAGAGCAUUUGGGACCGCUUUGGGUUAGUCCAUGACUGGGUAGGUCUUGGGACCACCUCCUCCAAGUUCUCUCUGUUUACAGAGCUGUUAGCCCACCAACAGAGUCAAAUAGUCCCUCGUGUGCAAGUCUGUCUGCCAGGCAGGCUUCUCCCGAGCAAAGGCUUAGCAAGCCCUGACUACCCACCAUCCCCAUCGAUGACCAAAGCUAAAACCUGGUGUGUGUACAGCAAGACUAUGGUGGAAAGGGCUUUGUGUCCCCAAGAGGAUCAUUAUCAAAAGGGCAGGGAAUCUGGAGCCAUAAACUGAGGAACGGUAAGGACAAGGUCCCUGGGGGGUACAGCAGUGUCGGAUUGGUGUGGUGACUCUGGACCUGAAGAUAGGGAGGAAUAGGGCUUGAGAAUGCCCUGAUUCAUUCCAAAAUAGUGAGUGAAGGGAAGGAAAUUCUUGACUUUUCCCUUGGAGACUUACUUGGGUGUGUCCAGACUCAGGUUAUCAGUCCUACGGGUCCUCAACGGGCAAUUGGACCGGCAGUACAGGAAGUGGGGAGGGCCGCGUUAGAGUUGGGGUGCAGCAGAUGCCACCAGUGAGGGAGGGAGGGAAAUCUAGGCCUUAGUUGUGGAGAAAGCCCAGAUUCCUGUUACUAACUAAUUAGAGGCUGUUGUUCAACCACGAAUAUGACCUUAUUUGUACCCAGGCUAGAAAACAUCAGCUACAUGUACAUGAAAUCUUGCAAAAUUAAUUGGAAAACCAACUUGAUUAACAUGAUUUACCAAAUAAAUAAAUUCAUUCAAUGCAUUAUGA